This is a messenger RNA of Diprion similis, 2520 nucleotides long. RefSeq lists its product as uncharacterized. Lineage: Eukaryota; Metazoa; Arthropoda; Insecta; Hymenoptera; Diprionidae. The transcript has 2 exons. Gene Ontology annotation, cellular component: endoplasmic reticulum; protein phosphatase type 1 complex. Gene Ontology annotation, molecular function: protein phosphatase regulator activity. The record is from RefSeq and is a predicted model, not a curated record. Gene Ontology annotation, biological process: response to endoplasmic reticulum stress. The coding region runs from base 671 to 1861 and encodes 396 amino acids.
GCGAAGAUCGGAGGGACGAGAGUCGAAUUAUCGAAAAUUUCGACCUUCGUUCAUUACGAACUUACAUACAAUAAUUGUGGUGAUGACAAGUCGACUGCACUUUCUUUUGUUGACUAUAUAUCGUCACACUGAUGCAAUCUAAACAAAUUAUGACUAGCAGAUUCACGUGAUCCAAUCCUGGAAUUAUUGCAAUUCUCAUGAUUAUGAAACAGAAUUUUUUCACAGCGGUAUUUGAAAAUUGGCAAGUUCACGAAACUUGGCUGUACGUGCGCACAUCGUCUAGAAUUUUGGCGAAACUCCGCGAACGCACGCAAGGUUGUCGAUAGUCUUUGCGAUGUAUCGAUGCGACGUCAUUGCCUGACGAUGACGCUCGAGUGAUAAUUCUCAAUUGAAAAAUGGCCGCCUAAUAGCUUUCCGUAUUACUCAGUGCAGUUAAAAUGUGUUUUUCUACGAUGGAAUCGCUUCAAAUUUUCGUACAUACAAGUCAAGAAGUUUGGACUGAAUUUGAUAAGGGUAAUUUUGAAUACAAGAGAGGAAAUUACUGCUGCGGAUAUCUGAGAAGUCAGGGUUCAUACGGUAACCAAGAUAUACAUCGAGAUUUAUAUCAUUGUCAGGCGGCGGAGAGACGUCCUUGUAAAACGAGACGAUAAAAAAUACAUAAGGCAGCGAAAUGAUUACGGAAAAUACGCUGACGGAAACGAAGCGGAAAUUAGACGACGUUUCUAUGGGUUUAUCUAAGGAUUCCUACGAUAAAUUAUAUGUUUCGGAUACGGUGGCCAAUGAGCGACCCACGUUUUUGGGCUCGGAAAAUUAUCUGAGACUACCAACAGCGCUUGAAAAAAAUUUGAGAUAUCGAGAAUACGGUAAUUUCACUGCCUUAUUACCCACCUGUCGAAUCGGCAUGUCGCUCCUCAUGGAAGUUCCACGAAAAAUCAUUCGCGGGGUCUCAGGUUUGCUCGAUUUUCAACCUCAAUCCCUGGACUCUGAAAUACCAGCCAAAAGGCCAUACUCACCCAAGGUGCACUGUAACAAACAAAUGCCCAUGGAUGUUGCAAGGGGGCGAGGCAGGGGUCGGGGUAGAUCCCAGCUUCGUCGUUCUGGCGUUAGUCAGUCGAGACACAGACAGGAGCAAAUGCGGCAGAGAUUGUCCGCCGACAUUCAGGAUGAUCUCAAAGAAUUCAGAGACCUCAAGGAUUGUGAAAACGAUAAAGAGCUACCGAGUACCCCAUGUAUCGAUGAAAAUGGAAGGCUGCUUCGCUAUGGAGUCAAUGGUGCAGAGGUCGACACUGGCGCUUCGCAAUUUCCAUUCAACUUUGGGUAUUGUGAUAUGAAACGGAGAAAACGGAAGCAACAACAUAGAAACCGUAACCAAGAUCUGAUCUCUACUAAUUGUAAGGUCAGAUACAUACCUGAAUGUUCGAUAGACGUUACAGCCUGUGCUUAUGCUGACAAAAAUGAAGAGACUGAAUCAGAGAUGAACAUUAACAGAAGGAGGCUUCAUUCCGACAGAUCCGUCGACUCCGAGGAUAGUUGUUACAUUGUUUUUGAAAAUAGUUCAGAUUCCGAAUACGAUUAUACUACCACUGACGACGAGGAUGAGGAUGAGGAUAAUAAUUGCGACCUUGGAAAUCCUAGAUCAAAAUUAAAGCAGGUACGGUUUUCGCAACACCCCAUAAUUCAUACGAUGAUCGCAUGGGAUUAUGCAUAUCGAGCUGCUCGGAAAGGUCCAUGGGAAGCAAUGGUUCGUGACAGAGCAAGGUUUAAGGACCUGAUCAACAAAAUGUCCCAAAUACUGGAUCCAAUUUUAGCACCUCAGCAUCGCAGUGAAAUUUGGCAGCACCGUUUUGCAGAUGAUCUGUAACAGUGGCAUCGACUGUCGUGUAAAUUAUUAAGAUUUCAUAAACAGCAAGCUAUAGGAUAGAAGAUAGGUAUUCACUCAACAGAACAUUUUCUUUGGUUAUUGUUCUUUCUCUCGAUACCUUCCUGCUAUUUCGAAUGUUGUAAUGUCUGAAGGAAGGGAUGAUAUUCAAGAGCAUUUCAAAUUGCCAAUGAAUUAGCUUUUCAAUCAUUCAGAUUGUCUCCCAAAUUAUAUACUCAUCUUUUAACCAAGAUGUACUUCAUGUACAAAUUUGAGCCAAGGUUUUGCGUUUAUCAUACAUACGAUAAACCCUGGUUCACAGUUCCCUGAGUAAUUAACUUUCUUUAUUGUAUAACGGUAUUGCUGCCAGACACAACAAACCUUAUCGAAUUAUUAUGUGUAUUAAAAAACAAAAUUCAGUUGAGCUCCAAUUUUCUCUUAUAACUUUGAAUUUGAUUUUACUUGAUUAGUACAAAAAGUUUCAUCAAUUUGAAAUGAAGCUGCUUUUGUCCAAUUCACUUCGAAACGAUACCAAUUUUAUUUUGAAAGGUUCCGUUUCUCAUGAUCAGAAAAUUGGGUUCUCCAAUAAUAAGAAGAGCACAAACGAAUUUGAAUCUUAUAUUAUGUAAGUUCGGAAGACCAUGUUGAUGAACUUCAAUCUA